Molecule: messenger RNA, 15588 nt
Organism: Trichechus manatus latirostris (Florida manatee)
Lineage: Eukaryota; Metazoa; Chordata; Mammalia; Sirenia; Trichechidae
Gene: INO80D
Product: INO80 complex subunit D
Exons: 9
Coding region: 2232-5315 (1027 amino acids)
Cellular component (GO): nucleus
Source: RefSeq, a predicted model, not a curated record
CUUGUUGGCCAUUUGUAUAUCGUCUUUGGUGAAAUGUCUAUGCAAGACCUUAACCCAUUUUUUGAUUGGGUUGUUUGUCUUUUUGUUAUAUUGUAGGAAUUCUUUAAAUAAUCUGAAUGUUAAACCCUCCUCAGAUAUAUGGUUUCCAGAUCUGUAGGUUUUCUCUUCGUAUGUAUAGACAUUGUUGGAAAAUACUUCAUAUGUAUGGACAUAGUAUAGGCUUCUUUAUUCAUAAAGAUGAACCAAUUCUAUAAAUUACUUUUUUCACUUACUUACAUUCAGAGUAUUUUUUCCUGAAGUUCGUAUAGAUUUACUUGAACUAACUAGUGAAAGAUUUAUGUGUUUGCCAAGCUAAUGAACAGGGCAUAGAGUGUAAAAAUGAAAAACUGUAUGGGUUUGCUUUGAAAUGUUUCCUGUCCUGAACAUCCAGACCUUCAGGACAGCUAAAUUUAAAUUUUAGUCAAACUUUUCUUUCUUGCAUCCUAAUAAAGUGAAAAGGGGAAGCUUUUGUUUUUGUUUUGCAUUGAUAUGUGAUUAGAUAUACUUAGUCAUGAAUGUGAUUUUAACUAACCAUGCAAAUAUUUUAAGUGUUUCAUUUAUUUAUUUUUUCCUAUUAGAGUAAGUGAAAUGUUUCUUAAGGGGAAUAUAAAUUUUCUAACUUUAACUGGCAGGUAGAAUACAGUAAUAGUAAUAAGAAUAAAAAUUCAUGAAUAAUAGCAUCUUCCAUUUUUCUAGUGCUUACCAUGUACUAGGCACAGUACUUGGUGUGUUACAUGUUUUGUAUCAUUUAAUCCUUAGAGCAACCUGAUGAUAACAUAGCUACUAUUAUUAUCCUUAUUUUACAGAUAAGGAAACUGGGAUUCAGAGAGGUUAAAUAAUUUGUUCAAGGAAGCACACUAAGUGGCAGAUUUGGGACUUAAACAACCAUGUCUUCUGACUCCUCAAACAUUCAUUUAUCCUGUCAUUCACUGGUGUAAGAAAUUUCAUAUCCAGUUCGUUAAAGGAGAGGACAUUUCUUGAGUUUUGCUGUAGUGGUUAUCUAAGCUGUUCCCUAAGUCAUUGGGUAACUUUGGGAGUGUGGAGGAGGGUGGGUUAGACCACAUCAGCUCCCUAAGAUCCUCACUUCAUAAAUUAUUUAAUUCCAUUUCAGUAUAGACUACAUAAACCAAACCAAAACCAAACCUGUUGGUGUCAAGUCGAUUCCAACUCCUAGCGACCCUGUAGAGGUAAUGAAUAGUGUAUAAUUUCUUCCUUCCAUUUUCUUAUUAUACCUCUGAAGACUCAUAAGCCAUGAUUAUUACCCUAUUUGGUGCAAUCUGGAGAGAACACUGAACUGAAUGAUGUAAGUGUGGUUGGUAACUAGUCUUUGGAUUCAAAAUUUUACAGUUUAGAUAACAUAAGUGUGGGGAAUAUUAGAAAGAAGAAAAGCAUUUUUUAAAGCAAGAAUUUGCUCUUCCUUUGUAUUUCAUAGAAACGUUUGUUACAAACUGCCAAAUAUUUUGCCAACAUACCAAAAACUAUACGAUUUCUAAGUCACUGUUGUGUACAUGUAAAAUUGAUGAAAUAUUACAUGUUUUGUGGUAUGUCUGUCACUAUAAUAAUAAAUUUUAAAAACCCUUGCGUUUCUAAAGGAAGCUUUGGGUCUAUAGUUCAUUCCAUUAGCAUUGCAAAGGAAUUUGGGUUCUGAAAAUAUGCAACCAUCCGUAACAAAAUAAAAAGACUUGCCACCUUAUGACACUUAUUUGGUGAAAGAAGUCGGCUGCUUUGAGGUAUUUACAGAACUUAACCAGAGUAAAAGUUACUUAGUUCAAUUCCUUUGGGUAAGAUGACUUAACAUUUUAUAAUGCCUCUUAAUUUCUUAUUUGAACUUAUUAUUGGAAUUUGGGUUACAAUGAAGAAUCCAUCACAUUGGCAAGGUGAUAUUGUAGGACUGCAUUUUACUUCCAGAGUGAGCUAGCGUUGCUUAUUUCUGUUUGUUAACUAGGCCUUUUGAUAUUUUCAUAGACAAUCUGCUUCAUCUUGAUUCUGCAGCAUUCCAAACUGUGGUAUCCUUGGGGUUCUCUUAACAUUGCUAUGGUGCAGAAGAUUUAAAAUCAGGUAUGGCUGUGGGGCCAGAAGUCCCUCAGUGAAAUUCUGAACUUAAAUCUGCCUUAUAUUCUCUGAUUUAUUAUUUGGGUUUCUUUUUUUGUGGUGGCCUUUUAGCUGAUGUUCACAAGGAAUAGAGUCACGUGAUGUAUGAAGGGAAACAUAUACACUUCUCUGAAGUUGACAAUAAGCCCUUGUGCUCAUAUAGCCCCAAACUGUGCAAGCAGCGGCGACUCAACGGCUACGCUUUCUGUAUCAGACACGUUCUGGAGGACAAGACUGCCCCCUUCAAGCAAUGUGAAUAUGUGGCCAAGUAUAAUAGCCAACGCUGCACCAACCCCAUCCCCAAAUCAGAGGAUCGUAGGUACUGCAACAGCCACUUGCAGGUACUUGGCUUUAUCCCGAAAAAAGAGAGGAAGAAAAAGAAUGAUCCUAUAGAUGAGGUAAAGGUCAGGCACCAGAUGGAUACCAUGGCCUUUAGCCUGACGGUGCCCACGUUGGCCUUGAAGAUGCCCAAUGGACUGGAUGGAAUGUCCCUCUCUCCACCAGGGGCAAGGGUCCCUCUCCACUACCUGGAAACUGAGUUGGAAGACCCAUUUGCUUUCAACGAGGAAGAUGAUGACCUGAAGAAAGGGGCAACUGUGAGAAAGAAGUUGCAGAGUAAGUUGGCCCAGAAUCGGCAACGCCAGAGAGAGACAGAGAUUUUAAAAGUUCGACAAGAGCACUUUAGUCCCCCUCCUGCACCUUCACAGCAGCAGCCUCCACAGCAGCACUCCCACCUGCCACCUUUAUCCACUUCUUUAAAACCUCCAGCGCCACCGCAGGGUUUAGUCUGCAAGUCACCUCAACCUCAGAACACCAGCCUACCAGUGCAGGGAGUGGCACCCACCACACACUCUAUAGCACAAGCAAGGCAGUUGUCUCACAAGAGACCUCUGCCCCUCCUGCCAUCUAGUAGGGCUCCUGUCGUGGACCCACCCAGGACUGACCGGGUCCUUAUGAAAGCCACAGCCUUCUCUCCACGCUUCUCUUGUAUAAGUCGACUGCAGAGACUGAUGAAACUGUGCACCCAAAAACAUCAGUUGGAUACUGAUCUGUUUCCCCAUUUCGGGUUGGACUGGUCUGAAGAGAGCGGAGAGGAACUGGAGGACUCAGAGCAGGCCUCACCAUACCAGGUUGCAUGGUCCAUCCGAGAAACCCUCAGAUAUGAAAGACAUGCGUCAGAUGAUGACGAUACAGAGAGUAGGAGCUCCAGGGUGACCCAACUUUGCACUUACUUUCAGCAGAAAUACAAACACCUCUGCCGCCUGGAGCGGGCAGAAUCUCGUCAAAAGAAAUGCCGGCAUACAUUUAGGAAAGCCUUGUUGCAGGCGGCCAGUAGAGAGCCAGAGUGUACUGGGCAGUUAAUACAAGAACUGCGGCGAGCUGCGUGUAGUCGAACCAGCAUAAGCCGGACCAAGUUGAGGGAGGUGGAGCCAGCAACAUGUAGUGGAACAGUGAAGGGUGAACCCUGCAGGAACCAAGCCCUUCCAUUCACCAGACACUGUUUCCAACAUAUCCUCUUGAACCGCUCUCAGCAGCUCUUCUCAAGUUGUACGGCCAAGUUUGCAGAUGGACAGCAGUGCUCUGUGCCAGUUUUUGACAUUACACACCAGACACCUCUGUGUGAAGAACAUGCCAAAAAAAUGGAUAAUUUCUUGAGAGGAGAUAGCUCUCGUAAAGUUCAACACCAGCAGCAGAGGAAACCCAGGAAAAAAACCAAGCCUCCUGCACUUACCAAAAAACACAAGAAGAAAAGAAGGCGUGGACCUCGUAGACCCCAAAAACCCAUUCCCCCUGCAGUGCCCCAAGGGAACCUCAGCAUGCCCACCAGCGUCUCACUGCCAGUGGAGGCCUCCCAGAUCCGGAGCCCAUCCACACCAGAGCUGAGUGCUGAUGAGUUGCCAGAUGACAUUGCCAAUGAGAUCACUGACAUUCCACAUGACUUGGAAUUGAACCAGGAGGACUUUUCAGACGUCCUGCCACGGCUACCUGAUGACUUACAAGAUUUUGAUUUUUUUGAAGGAAAGAAUGGAGACCUCCUCCCAACUACCGAAGAGGCCGAGGAACUUGAACGGGCCUUGCAGGCAGUAACUUCUCUCGAGUGCCUGAGUACCAUUGGGGUACUUACCCAGUCAGAUGGUGUGCCAGUCCAGGAGUUGUCAGAUAGAGGAAUAGGGGUGUUCUCCACAGGUACUGGAGCUUCAGGAAUUCAGUCCUUGAGCCGAGAAGUAAACACAGACCUAGGGGAGCUAUUGAAUGGGCAUAUAGUACAUGAUAAUUUUUCUAGUCUAGAGCUAGAUGAGAACCUGCUCCGUUCUGCUACCUUGUCUAACCCACCUACACCCCUGGCAGGGCAGAUCCAGGGGCAGUUCUCUGCCCCAGCCAACGUUGGCCUUACUUCUGCCACUCUGAUCAGCCAGAGUGCACUUGGGGAGAGAGCCUUCCCAGGACAGUUUCAUGGACUUCAUGAUGGCAGCCAUGCCUCCCAGAGGCCACAUCCUGCCCAGCUGCUGAGCAAGGCAGAUGACCUAAUCACCUCACGACAGCAAUACAGCAGUGAUCAUUCACACUCCUCUCCCCAUGGAAGCCAUUAUGAUAGUGAGCAUGUGCCGUCUCCCUACAGUGACCAUAUCACCUCUCCCCACACAACAUCUUACUCUGGUGAUAAUAUGGCAGCUACCUUCUCAGCAGAGAUGCCCAUCAUGGCACAGCACUUGCUCCCAACCCAACUUGAGGUGCCACUUGGAGGAGUGGUAAACCCCAGAACUCACUGGGGUAAUCUCCCUGUCAACCUUGGAGAUCCCUCGCCAUUUAGCAACCUUCUCGGCGCAGAUGGACAUCUUCUUUCCACUUCCCUAUCCACGCCACCCACCACCUCGAACUCAGAGACCACACAGCCUGCCUUCGCCACCGUGACCCCCAGCAGUUCCAGUGUGCUUCCGGGGUUACCGCAGACCAGCUUCAGUGGCAUGGGGCCUUCUGCUGAACUAAUGGCCUCCACCUCUCCCAAGCAGCAACUCCCUCAGUUCAGCGCAGCCUUUGGCCACCAGCUGAGUUCUCACAGUGGCAUUCCUAAGGACCUGCAGCCCAGCCACAGCUCUAUAGCCCCUCCUACAGGCUUCACAGUAACAGGUGCCACAGCUACAAGUACCAAUAAUGUAUCUUCUCCCUUUACCUCCCCUAACUGAGCAUGUCUGUGUGUUUGCAGGCAGGUGGGGAACCCCGUGUUUUCUAUCUUUAUUUCCUCUUUAACACCCCUCUCCCUUUUCCUAAAGAAGAUUUUAAAAUAACAGAUGGGGACUAGAGGGCAACCCGCUUUCCCAGUUAAACAAGUUGCCCUGCAGUGGACCUUGCUUCAGUGUUCACAUGUGCUCCUUUGCACUGGUGCUCAUUCCCUCCUGGAAGGUUCCCUCGACCCCCGUGGUUUCCUUAGUGGUUCAGCACAGUGACUGGAUAGAAUCGAGUUUUAGCAGUGAGUCCUAGAAGUGGAAGAUACCUCACAUUACCAGUGCCCUUUACUAUUUCCUAGUAUUCAAAUCAAUGCUUUCCAUUCUAUUGCCAGAUUUUUAAAUAAGUGAUUUUAGAUAGAAUGAUUCUAUUAAUUGCGUUCCUGUGUAAGAGAUAGCAAAUGGUGUAUAGAGGCAGGUGAAGGCUCUGACUUAGCAGCAACCGCUGAACACCACAUUGAGACCAGAAUUCCAUUCCUAAUUGUGAUCAUGUUUAACUAAAGAGAAAAAAAAUUAAUCUUUUGAUCACAUGUGUCUAAGUGUGUGCCUGCACGUGUGUUUUUGUGCAGGGCAGGAAGAGCUGUCCCAUUGUUGUUAUUUUUUUUCCUAAUGAGUGUAAGGCUCUUAUUUUUCUCCUUUCCCACUCCUGACAGCCUUAAGAAGGUUGGUCAUCCUUUCCCAUUGAGUUAACUAAAGUUUCCUGAAUAGAGAGGGUGGUGAUCUGGUUGUGUGAAUAGCACGACCCUUUUCUACUAAAGGUUAGCCCAAGGAGAAAUGGAACACAAAAAGCCGAAUUUGUGUCAGUGACGUGGGGAUGUCAGGAAAAGCUUGUCUACAGUGACUGCAAGGGUGCUGAGGUUCUGAGGCCCGUGGUCAUGCCGCCUUUUCCGACCUGCAUUUCUUUCUAAGUCUGUCUCAUGGAUACAUUUGCAAGAUAUAAUUAAAGAAAACAUUUUGCUGUGAAAAGCAAAAUAGGUCAGAUAGGUCUGGAAAGAGGGAUCUGUGAACUCCUUGAUCCAUCUUUUGCUUUUGAAUUUUUCAUGUUUACAGUGGUGAUUCUUUGUUGAGAUUUAUAAAAUGCUGAAGACACUUGUAGAACCAGUGUAUCAGUUGUGAAACGAUGUAUAAUGUCUGAAGGAUACACAUUUUAAAGUUUCUUUCAAAGCAGAAUAUGGAAAUUAGACAUAAAUUUUACCUAUCCUUUGGUACUUUUACAAUAAUUUAAUUAUUUAGGUUUAAGUAAAUUUGGAAAUAGUUUGGGGGAAUUUUUAAAAAGUACCAGGAUUUUAGGAUUAAAAAUUGUAUUGGGUAGUUCAGUAAGUUGAUGACUUUGAAAUGAAUAUGUGAGGUUUCUUCUUGCCUGCUUUUUUUUUUUUCCCCCAGAGAAGGGUGGAACUAGAUUUUUAAGAUACCUGUCCUCUGCUUUUGCUGAGAAGUUUCACUGUCCCCUAGAUACCAUUGGCUAUUUAUACCCAAGUCUAGUCUAACUUCCAUAUAUAUAUAUUUUAAAAGAUGAGUAGAAGAGAACAUAUCUUAAUGAUGUGAUACAAUAAUUUGUUUGUCAGGGAAUGUUUAAGCUUGAUUCUGUUCUUCUAAUAGGUAAAGAUUUGGAUGUAUUUUCUUACUUCCUAUAUGUGUUCUCUUUAUGCCAUGGUAGUUCUAAUCAACCCCUUCUUUUGGAAGCUUUUCUUUCUUUGCUUUGUAAAGGAAUGAUGGUGAUCAGCAGGCAUGAUGCGGAUAACCACGUGCCUGGGAUUAUGGAGGGGAAAUGUCACAUGACUGUAUGAAAUCAUUAUAUGCCCUAUUUUGUAUUUAUUGAAGCUUCUUUUUGUGGGCCAAAAAUAUGUUUGUAAUAUAUUGAGUUUUUUUUUUUUUAAUCAUGAAAAUUGAUUGGAAGAUUUAUUUUUAAUAACUUUGCCUUUUUUGCAGAUUGAGAAAUUUCUAAAUUAUAAAUUAUGUCACAAAGCAAAAUUAUAUUUGGUAUCACCAUAAAUUUCUAUUCUGAAUGGUGAGAACAGAUCAUUUGACUAAUCCUCACCUGUGAACCUUGUUAGUAAGCUUUUUUAUUUUAAUGUACUAUAAUGGAAUGAUUAUGAGUAAUUUCCUCUGUUCAAAAGUGUCAUUUAGUUUGCAAAAACAAUUUGCUGUCCCGUUACAAACACUAGAUAACUGUCCAUACCCAGUGAUUCGGUUUAGUCUCCAUGUGUACUAACUAAAGGUUGUAGCAGAGCAGCACAUUAACUUCCCUAUCGUCCCUUCUCUAACAGUGAAGGGAAAUUCAGGGGUAGUAGAUUUGAACUUUUCUGACUAUUUGUCCCUCACGUUAGCUGCUUAAAAUUCUUCAGUUAUCAAAACUGAGUUUGCAGUAAGUUGCACGUUUUAUUGUUUGCAGUUUUCUGUUUUAUAUGCAUUUAAAAGCCCUUCUCUGCUUUCUAGUAAGGAGGCAUGAAAUGAUGAUCAGGAAUGUUGCCAGUUAUAGCUUCACACCAAAAACUUUGAGUAAAUUCAUUUUUGUUUAGAUGCCCAGGAUGAUAGCUGAGGAAAGGGCAUCCUCAGAUGGUACCUGUGUAGGUUUGAGGAAUUACAAAAACAAGUUUUCCCUCUCAUAUCAUCUUCUUCAAAACAAGUGUAUCCAAGCUUGCAAUUUGCUUUGCUCUUGCCAUUUGUCGUGAGCCCCAUUUUGGAAGAGAAGAACAUCUGUAAGCCCAGAGAGAUACAUCAUGUUUUUCUUCUAGCUAAUGGAGCAAUUCUAGUCUAUUAGUAGUAGGUUUACUAUUAAUAUGUAAAGGGAGGAAUGAAGUGUCUUUUACUCCAAAAAUAUGAAAAUGAGCAUCUUUUAAAAUAGCAUUUGUGCUAUCAUAAGGCAAUACUGGAAUCAAAAAUAAAUCUUUUAUAAGGUCCUAAUUAGGUGGAAACUAGACUUUAUUCUAAUGUUAAAUGCAUGAGAAGCAGUGGCAAAGAAGGUUCACUCUUUCUGCAGUUCUUUGGGACCAUUUAUAAAGGCCAGUUAGAUUCUGUUAAUGUGAUAAAGAGUGGCAGUUAAUGGAUACAUUCUAUGCUCUGAGAAUCAGAAUUCCAUUCUUAUGUAUUCUAUUCACUGGCUGUGAUCUAUAGCAUCUGAAGAAGAGACGUGUUUUCUUUCCUUUACUCUCUCUACAUAAUUAUUAAUAUUAUUUUAAUUAAAGUACUUAGUUUUUUUCCUGUAAAAAUGGCUUAGCAAUUUGCACAUCUGGGUAGGUUAUGUAGCUAGUAAACAAUCCACAAUAGUAAAUAGCAAUUACGUUUAACCCACCAAGUGACAGAUUUUCUAAUUAUCGUUGUGUACUUUAUAUGGCGAAAGAUUAUUUUCUCUAGUAACCUACCAUGCGUGAUAUAACUGUUUUAUAAAUGACUUCCUGAGCAAUUUCAUGUUGGCAAGCAGUGUGGCAUGUCUAGUGUCCUUCCAUGAGAAGAUUAUAAUUUAAUGAGAAACAAAUAGUGGGUAUGGAGAUUGAGUUGGAAAAAAAAUUUUUUUUUCUUUUCCUUAAAAUUGGUAUUACUAUCCUUAGUGGCUUAAGGCUAAAGAAAUCUAAUACUUUAUCUUUGCCAAAUAAUUAUUUAUAAGACUUAUUUCUUAAAUAGCCAAUUAUUUAAAAGCCCAUUCUCUCAAUGUUGAGAAACGUCAUUUUCUGUGACUAACACUAAAGCUUUUCCUUAUCAGAGCUCAUAUGCAGUCCAUGAUCACAACCCAAAAAGGCGAAGACAGCUGUUUGAUUAGAUAGGAAAUUAUGUCCUUGAUACAUAGAGGUACCCCAGCUCUAUAAUUUUCUUCUUAUAUGAAAAAUUCAUAUUCCUAUUGACUGGCACCACUCAGUUUUUAUAAAUUGGCACUAGAGUUUGAGCCCAUGUAGGUAAAUUCUAUGCAGUGAGUUCAUUGGUAUCUGCCUGAAAUCCUUCCUGCGCCCUUAAGCAUGAUGUGAGGUGGUGGUGAUGGUAGAUAGACGGAUCAGGAGAGUGAGGCCUUUUCUUCAAGUUAGCUUAAAAGGUUGUUGUGAAUUGAUAUUUCAAAAAGGUGGGGAUAUUAAUAACACUAAUUAUUCAAUAGGUUUGAAAUUCAUUUAAAAAUUUAGGUGCCUUUUCAAUUCAUUUUUUUUCUUUUUAGCCUUCUUUUAAAAUUCUCCUAAAAAUUCUUAAUCUGGUAUAUAGAAUAAUCUAAUAUUGUAUUCUCAUAAAUGGUCAACAGAACUCUGAAGUUUAAUGAGGCAAUUUGAAGGAUUCCUUGAAAGAAAAUGUAGUCAUACUGAACAGUCUUCAUUUGUGUCUGUUCCAUCACCAACAUCUGCAUUGCUCCAAGGAUUUUUUCCUAACAAGAAAUAUAUUUCUUAGAGGAAUAUAUAUAUAUAUAUAUACACAUACACACACAUACAUACAUACAUAUAUAUAUAUGUAUGAAAGAACAUAGACUUUUUCUGUCAAUAAAUUUGAAAUAAUUGAACCUUCCUUGGCAUUCUAUAGAAAAGUAAAAUAAAGAUUUCUUAAUAUCUUGAACUUUAUAAGCCUUCCUGGAUAUCGUAUCUUCGAGAAAACCAAAACCCAUGUUUGGUAGAUUAAAGAAACAUUCUAAAAAAUUUGUAAUGAAACACCAGUGAAGAGCAAAUUUGGUUAUCUGUUAAGCAUUUUCCCCUGACCAGUGAGUUAGGAAAGAAAACAUAAAACAUAUAUGAAUAGUUAUGUCUUCUUAGUAACCAGUACUAAACUUGUGGGUCAACUUAGGGAGCCUUAUUUCUAAGUAGCAAAAAUAUUUUUUCACUCCAGUUCUUAUGUUUUCUUAGCUUUCUUCUCUCUGCACUGUGAUACAGCACUAACAAAGGAAAUGUGGCAUUUCAGAGAGAUAGAACAGAUUGAGGGUGACUUUCUUUACUCUGGUGGUGCAGUGGUUAAGGAGCGCAGCUGCUAACCAGAAAGUUAGCAGUUCAAAUCCACCAGCCACUCCUUGGAACCCCUAUGGGGCAGUUCUACUCUGUCCUAUAGGGUUGCUAAUUAGUUGAAAUCUACUCGACAGCAAUGGGUUUGGUUUUUGUUUGUCUGUUUUACGCUAGGUUCCCUAAUAUUGGGAAUGUUGGCUAGUUGGAAUGGCAGAGUCUUUGGUGAUUUAACGUUUACUCUGAAUAACAAUCUUACAAGAGAAAAACCUCUCUCUUAGUAAGCUACAUAGGGCAGCACAGCUUUCCUUCUUCACUUCUGCCCACUUGCCUCUACCCACCCCAAUACUAAAGUAUGCACGUGAAUACACAUGAUCUAUACUGAUCCUGGCCUAAGAGUAAUAGAGUCCUCUUAUUUCACUUGUUUUUGUUUGUUUUUUUAAGCUGGGGACCACUGAAGUAAGCUCUAUAUGCACCCAAAGUUCCCCUUGGAAAAUUUUUCAGCAUGCAGUACAGAAGGCUCCAAUGCAGCUAAAUGCCACACUAUUGCUUUUACUUGGGGAAUAAACUGAUUUGCCCUGAAAUGACUCCAAUCUGCAUCAUUAAGGUACAGUUGGCUCCAAUGGAUAGUGCUGAAAUGGUGGCAAGUUUGAUACUUGUUGACAUUGGCUUCAUCUGUUUGGAAGGGUUGAAUCAGUUCCUCUCAACAGUGAUAAUUCUUUUCACUGUAUAGUGUUGAGUAUGUCUCAGGGAUUCCUUGUGGAAGUUAGGGCAGUUUUUGUUUUUUUGCUUUUUUUUUUAAAAUAAAAUAAUUUUCAAAGAAACUAAAGGUGACUCAUCAUUGAAGAGAGAGCAAGAAAGAGAAAACAUUUGGUUUCAUAGUCCACAGUGUCUUGCAUAGGACUUUUUUCCUUUCUCCUUCAGGCUCUCAUCUCAGCUUCAGCAUACAAAAUCCUUUCCCAUCACGCACAGCUUUAAAACUUUUAUUUAAAAAUUUACUUCCCCAAUGAGCUUUCAGAAUACUUAUUGUAGAUUUUAAGAGAAAAGGUAUAUUAAUUUAUGCUAUUAACAUCACCUCAUAAAUUAUAAGUUUUAUACUAAAGCUGUAUUGAGUGUAAUGAAUUAUGUUGCCUAUGUGUUUAAUAGCUAAAAAGUUAUAUAUGAGCUUUUUUUUUUUUUUUUUUUUAACAAAGCAAACUAGUGAAGCACCUUUUUACACUGGAUCUCUGCCGUGUCAAGGUGUAUAGCUGUCCUUUGCUACCUUGCAGAUUAGAAAAUAAAAGGAUAUCCUGAGGCCUCAAAAUGUAGAACACCUUUAGACCAUUUAUUACUGCUCAUAGAACUGUUGAGAAUCAUCUUCUUUAGUAAAUGAUCUGUGGUUUACACUUAAGAUGGCUAGAAGCUUAGUUACAGGGUAAAUAGAAAUACGUAGAUCAAGUAAAACUCCAACUACUGUAGCUGGAAUUUGUAAACUAAGUUUUUAAGACCUCUUUUAUUUCCUAUGGAUUUAUUCUUUAAUUUACAGUUCACCUGUAAGUUGGGAAGUAAAAUAGAGAGAAAAUAUUAAAUCUAGAUGUUCUCAGUGUGUUAUUCAGGAACUUUUUAUCCCUCCUCACUAAGGAAUUCCCACUGUGACUUAAAAAUAAAAUUAAAUUACUUAUGUGCAUGUAUAUGUCUGUGUUUUUACACACAUGCAAAAAUAUACAUUGGAGGCAUAUGUGUGAGAGAUAUGAAUGUGUGUUUAGGUAAAAAAUAGGGAAAGGUAACAGAAUGUAUUGUAGAAAUACAAUUUAUUUAGUUGAGAGUAUUGGAGUUACUUUCUCAUUGUCUCUGUAGUAUAAAUACACCAAAUUCUUCAUUACGUUAUGUUAAAAGGCUAGUUCUGAUAUCAUGUAUAUUUUAUUUUAACCUUUUGAUUAACUUAUAUUAUGUUGUGUUUUUAAAAUGACACAAGAAACAGCAAGUUCUAAGACCAGCCUCUCGCUUUUGAUCAUGAAAAUAGAGACAGACAGACCAGCCCAGACAUUAACUGUGUUUAUUUCUUGGGGUGGUGGGACCAGAGAUCUGUUGAACCUUUUUUAUGUUAAUAAUAGAUUUCUUCAUACUUUGAGUUAGAAAAUAUUGUUGAUCAUCUUUUCUUUGUGAACUUAAGAAAAAUUAUAGGCUUUUAAUUUUAUAAAGAAUGCCAUUUUUUUGAAGGGGCUACUUUGUUUAAAGAGUUGGUGGGAUCAUUUCACCAUUGCAUAUUUCAAAACUGGGGUGAUUUCAGUUAUUUCCAAAAUUUUUUAAAAAAUUACUCAGUUUUGCUAUUAUUUAUGAGGUUAGAGUGUCUCCCUCCCCCAUAUUUUGGCUAUAGGAAAAAUUAUACUAUCUUUGACUUUUACCUAAUUCAUAUGGAAUUUAAAAAAAUACAUUCCUAUAUUUUGAGGCUUAAGUUGCUAUACGUUCAUUACAGAAGCAUCAGAUGGUCUAAAAUAGUCAAAAGUAGAUUUGUUUUUAAAUGUUCCAAUCAUAUUUAUUUUAAUAUAAAAAAUUCAUGUACUUUGAAAUAUGUCAAAACAGCUUCUUAUAAUACACCUGAAUUUGUAAUUGUCUUUGAAGGCUCGUUUACUUCAUUUUAAAUACAGUCAAGACCUAGGAAAGCUUUAUAUGUUGUUCUUUUUUGCAGUUGUAUUUUUGCAGCAUCUCCCAGUUUCAUUCACUCUUGCUUUGUGGAUUUAAAAAAAAAAAAAUCUGCAUAUUUCUUGUACAUAUGCAUGCAAAUGAAAGAAGGGAGUUUGUAUUGGUGCCAUUUCUCCCUUCAGUUGCUGGUUAAUGGGAUUUGCUAGAAAAAAUUCCCCCUGAUUGAAGGGUGAAAAUAGACCCUUUGUGUAUAUCUGUACAGAGAUAUAUGUAUAUGGGAUGUAGUGGCACUUUGCUGAAUGUGAACUUGCCUUGUCCAUGGAAUGAUUGAAAAGUAUUAUGUUUAUUUAUCCAUUUGUAUAAAUCUAUAUAUACACGUAUGUAUAUGUGUGUGUAUAGAUAAAGCUAUAUACAUAUAUUUCCCUAAAAAAAUGUGUGUGUAUAAUAGGUAAACAGCCUUUAUUAAGCAAGAUUAUAUGUCUAUGGAAAUUCUGGAUUAUGCUGUGAACCAGAGGAGGUGAUGGUCUACAGCACAUCAUUAGAGCAUACUAAAAUGGAAGUCCUUUGGAUUAUAGUCUUGUUUAUGGUUAUUAUAAAUUAAUACCUGUCAGAACUAUUGCCAAUUCCACUAUUCUUCAUCAUCUUCACUACCUUCUACUAGUCAAUCUCUCAUCAUUUUAAAAUCAUACUCAAUUAUGUUCUUUCCCCUUAAUUAUAUACUUUCUAGCUAAAAGCAUUUGGCUUAAGCAUAUUCUUUCAUUAACAUCUCAGUUGUUUAUUUUAAAGGUCUUUAUCUCUGAAAUUCCCCAGAAGAUACAAAUUUUGGUAAUAUUUUCUAUAGUAAUUUUGAGAAUUUAGUAUUAAUUGUCUCAAAAAAAAAAAAAAGCCAGCCUUCAGACAAAACUAAUUUGAAAGUUUUACCUAGAUAAUUUUAGGACAUUAACUUAAAUUGAAAAAGAAUGUAAUUUUGAUUUUUAUGAUUGAUAUUAGUAUUAAGCUCAUUUCCUCACUUACUGUCAUAAUUUGUCAUUUUAAAAUUUUGGUUUAUUUUGUAGUUUAUCAUAAAUUUACCAUUUUCAUUUCAAUGGGAAGCCUGCCAGGUUACAUGUAAGCCUCUUGAAUUCUGUAACUAACUCAUUUUACUCAUGAAACUGCUUUAGUGAAUUCUUGUGUAAUGAAUUCUGCUAUAUUUCCUUUUGACUUUUCUCACAGUUGUGACAUUCUGUUUUAACUUUGCUGCAGCUCUCUAGAAAACUUGCAUCCCUAUAUAUUGUGCCUUUAAAGCUCUUAUGCACACACAGACAAAAGUGUAUAUAUACAUGUUGGAGCAUGUGUACAUAUACUUUCGUAUAUACUCACACAGUAUGUCUCUAGUAUAUAUUGUGGGAGUGAAUAUAUAAAUAUUCAAAGGCAAUGAAAUGUUGCUGUCUAGAUAUAUAUGUAUAUAAGUAGUGUUAAUAUACUGUAUAUACACAUGUAUAUGUAUGAGUUUCAAAUGGCAAUCUUCUACAUUUAGCAAAAUGCUGCCCCUACUGGAAUAUUGUCACUGCAAUGGCAGUUGUAUGUAAUGAUUUAAAAUACAUUAUUGAAAAUUAUUUAAAGAACAUUUGAAAGUCUCAUCUAAAGACAUCCACACAUUAUUUAUUUAUCUUCCUUUUCCUUUUAUUGCUACGUUUUUUAACUGAAAGGGAGACUGUCAUUUAAAAACAAUGCCAUCUGUGCUGUGGCAGUAACAAAGAGCUGGAGAUUCACUAGAGGAACCUUGUGCGUUUUUCCUCUCUGAAAUGAAGAUGUACCACAACGCAGCCUAUUUAUUUCAGUUAUAAAGCUAUCCUGAUAUUUCCAGUAGUUUGUUUAUGCCAUCUAUCAUUUCCUAGAUCAACUUAAUUCACCAGUUUGCCUCUUCCUUUCAUUAAUAAAUAAUGAUCAUUGAGAUCAUUUUGCCAGAAGGAAGUUAACUACUCUAGCUGCAGGGAAAUACAUCACCUAAUUAUCAUUCUGCCUUGUUCAAAAUUCAACUUUGAGAGAAGGCAGAUCUCUCAUGAAGCUGUCUUAAGCAUGUUUUUCAUUUAUUUGCUUAAAGGCCUUCGCCGAACAUGUUUUUUGAAAGAACUCUGAGUCUGCAUGUACAUAAUAUAGAUUUAAUUCUUAUUCCCUACAGCUUCAGGUAUUUUUCAUCAGUUUGACAUACUGAAUGCAAGAACAUUAUGAAAAAAACUAUUAUUAUUUUGUAAUGAGUUGGCAGCAGAUUACAUCUCAAGACCUUACAGAGAGAAGAAGGUAGAUGGACAGUCCUAGAUGGUAAGAUGUUAUAAAAAGCAGUGGAGUAAGCAUACCCCUGAAGACUAUACUAGAGAGUUAGGGUUUGGAUGAUAUUACAGAGUAGCUUAGCCAGAACUUGAUAUCAGAAGCAGCCUUUAACAAAAAUCCUCUUGGCAAUUGUAUGGUAUUAACUAGAGUACUGAAGUGUAAAUUGAAACCAAGUUCCAGUGGGAAAUCAAAGGUGAGGUAGCUUAUUUAAAACCAGUAAAGGACAGACAGGUUGCACAUUUUUACAGUCUCUUCUAACAAAGUAACUGCACGGUAGCAAGGACUAGCAGUUCUCAAACCCCUUCUUUUGUGUCCUCAUUCACCUUGGCACACAAGUAUGUUUAAUAGGCCAUACAUUAAAAAUAUUUACAAAAAAAAAAAAACUGCUUAAAGGGAACUUA